Cyclocybe aegerita is the source of this 420-nucleotide messenger RNA. The record is from the annotation of a GenBank genome assembly. Lineage: Eukaryota; Fungi; Basidiomycota; Agaricomycetes; Agaricales; Hemipholiotaceae.
AUGUUUGACGCAACCAAGCACAUCUGCACGAGCAUUCCAACCCUGGAAGGCAUGAAAGUCCUACUGGCUAGGUUUCAUCGAGUUGUUGAACACCCAUACGCCUCCGCCGCGAUCCUUCUUCUAUGGGCGUUCUAUCCCUUAUUCCCUUUCCAUCUGUUCUACUUCUUGUUCUACGUUAUUCCUCGGAAUCUCGUCCUGGGAAUUCUUACCUGCCUUGGGUUUGAGGGUUAUGGGCUGAGAGCUGAUUCUCCUGCUUCCCGAUAUCAAUCACGAAAUUAUGGCGGCUUUAUACCCAGAAACAGCGUCUUUUCUAGGACUCAGUCCUAUGGGACGACGGGCAUUAUUGACCAGACAGGAAGUCCACAAGCCAGUAGCCAUUCUGGUUCUCUUGAAGUACGGCCGCCCCCGUUAGUGGUGUAA